CAUCCAAAGUUGUAUUUCCCCAUAUUAUACAAAAAACAUUUCAGAACGUUAUAAAUACAAUAUUGUUUAAAGGAAACAGUAUUUUGACAACAUCCCUUAAUUGUGUAUGAAGUGAUUCGCGGGCAAAAAACUCGAUACACGUGGUGGCUACACGUUUUUGUGUGUAGUAUAACGGCAACCUUGAAACGAGUAGUAAAUAUAUUGUUAUGUUUCGUCGUAGGAGCUUCACUCUGCGUUUUCACAUCUUGACAUUGCGCGAUUAGUAGCGAGUUCAUUUAGAAGCGACUAUGAAAAUUUUUCGGUGGUUAAAUCUCCUAGUUAUAUUUUAUUCUUCAAUUGAUCGGUAAUGUAAUUUAUGUCAAAAUCUCAAAAAUGUUUUUUGAUUUUAUGUGGAUAUUUUGCUGCAUUACCGCUUCCUGCUCACCCGAAGACAACAAGGCGUUGGGACUAUUUUCAUCUCAUAAAAUUGCAACUAAACAGAUUUCUCACAAGCGGAUUCAAACUCAAGUAACAAGUGUUCCAACAAAUUAUGUUAUGUCAACCACUUUUCCUGUCAUUACCGCCAAACCCAUGUUUGGGGCAUUAUAUAACAUUUAUACAACGCCAAAAAUUCAGUCAUCUUUAAAAUCCAAACUCAAUUAUAAUGUAAAAGAUACUCAUAAGAAUAAAGUCCCCACUAAAUCCAAAAUUUCGUUAAAUAAUCAGUUUGAAAAUACAAAACCUCAGGAAAAGUCACAUUACACAACGCGCUAUGAUUAUAUUGACAUUAAAGCUUUUGUGCACAAUGAAAGACUUGUAAAAGUAUUUUUCAACUGUUUUAUUGACAAAGGGCCGUGUACCAGAGAAGGCUUAGAACUCAAAAGACAUAUCCCGGAGAUCUUACAAACAGAAUGCGCUAAAUGCACAUAUCAACAAAGGAAACAAAUAGGACAAGUCAUAUCAUAUUUGAUUCAUAAUAAACCCUUUUACUUGAAAAUACUAUGGGAAAGAUUUGAUCCAGAUAGUAUUUAUCUUAAUAAAAUUCUUGUAAAUGAUGAUUUUGAAAUAAAAACAAUAUCAAAAGAUCAAUUAAAUCAACGUGUAUAAAUAAAAAUUAAAAUAUAUACAAUGGAGAAAUAAAAUAAUAAUAAAAAUAAUAACUCAUUUCAUUAAAUCUUUUAUAGUUAAAAUAUUAGUUUUAGUUUUAAUAAGAAUUCUUAUUCUUCUGUUAAUUCUAUAAUUUUUAGACGGAAUUAUACUUUUAUAAGUAAUACUCUAAUUUAUAAUUUAAAAUAAAAUUAUAAAUUAAGAUAAACGUUUAUAAUGUAAUGUACGUUACUGACAAAUUAAUCUAAUUAUUUAGAAUGAACCACGCACCGAUAAAUAUUGAACGAUUGCAGUUAUAAUUUUACUCUAAAAAUAUAGAAAAAAAAGUGAUAACAUUACUUUUAUUGUUUAUUUACAAUUUUAAAUUUCGAAGUUCAUCUAAUAAUGAGAUUAAAAUUUAACAGUUAAUAAAUUUAAAUUUUGUAGUCACAUUUGGAAUAACCUAGUCAAACUUAAAUAAUAAUAAUUU
Molecule: messenger RNA, 1555 nt
Organism: Daktulosphaira vitifoliae (grape phylloxera)
Lineage: Eukaryota; Metazoa; Arthropoda; Insecta; Hemiptera; Phylloxeridae
Exons: 3
Coding region: 373-1086 (237 amino acids)
Source: RefSeq, a predicted model, not a curated record